AUGGCGCUAGACUAUCAGUCUAUCUCAGGAGAUAGCAGCGAAGAAGACUUUGAGUGGGAGGAGGUCGAUGUUCCUCAGCAAAUUCAUGAAACCUACCCAGAGUUGGAACUCCAGUUAGAAGGACCGGCACCACGCGCAAACAUUGAAAUCACCUUACACUCUGGGACGAAGAAGGAUGAUUCCAAGUUACUUCGAACCCACAAGGUUCACACUGUCUGCCUCCUUGCAAAUGCUAGAGUGCGGAAUAAGUGGCUGAACGAUGAGCUUCUUCACGCUCGACUCCUCUCCUUAACACCACUUCAUCUUCAGAAUGGUUUUGCUCUAAUACACAAGUCUCGUGUACCUGACCAGAAUAAGCGAGGUCGGUUAUUUGAAGCCGCAGUUACUCGCUUGGUAGAAUGGUGGACGAGCACAUUUUUCAGCGUUCUUCCUACAGGACACAUCAAAAACAGGACUUUCGACCAGAACAAGCGUGACCUUGCCCUGCGUGGGAAUGCAAUCUUCGACGACAAGGAAAGCGACGACGUGGAGCGUAUUCGGAGUCCAAAUAGUCUUAUGAAACACGCCUUGAUGCAAAGUGGUUCUCGCGAUACAAGCGCACAAUUAUUCACGGCGUUGUGUCGAGCACUGGAAAUCCCUGCUCGAUUGGUUGUCAGUCUUCAGAGCAUUCCAUGGCAGUCUGGUGUCGGAAAAUCCAGAUUCAAAACCUCGGUCAAAGAUCGCCCCCCACCUGGACAGAAGGGGAAGCAGAGAGCCAGAGACUCUGAUGUUUUAUCUCAGGACAGCGAUUUUGAAGGCGCGAAAACAACUGACCCCCAGCCGCAAGCGGAAAUGGAAGCCAAUCUAGGCGACCCAUCCUCCGGGGGGACUCCGGCUCGAAGUCAAAUGAAAGGAAAAGGGAAGGCGCGGCCGGUCAUCAGGCUCAGGAAGACCAGGAACUUUUCUGAAAGUCGGGGAAGCACACACCUUGGACCCAAAGCUGCCCCCGACCCUACAACCACGCCUCCUGUGUUCUGGACAGAAGUCUUUUCACGUGCAGACGGCCGGUGGCUACCUAUCGAUCCCAUUCGUGGCUUCGUCAACAAGCGUCAGGUAUUUGACCCUUCCGCUGAGAACGCAUUCAGGAAUGUGGUACCGCAAGAAAAUCGCAUGAUUUACGUAGUGGCCCUAGAAGAGGAUGGUUUCGGCCGGGACGUGACAGCACGGUAUGCCAAAGACUACACUGCUAAAGUGGCGAAGGUGCAAGGAGUUGGGAUAGGCAGGCGGAAAGAGUGGUGGGAUGGUAUCGUGCGGCUAGUCACUAGACCCUAUCGAUUGCAACGUGAUGACACCGAGGACACAGAACUGUAUAACCAUCAACUUACCGAGGGCAUGCCCACCACUCUUGCCGGAUUUAAGGGCCAUCCUUUAUAUGUACUCUCACGGCAUCUGAAACGCGAAGAGGUUAUUGAUCCUCCUGUCGAAUUGGGGAAGUUCCGGGGCGAACCUGUGUAUCCACGAUCGUCGGUAAUAUCUCUGAAGACCGCGGAAAAUUGGAUGCGCCAAGGGCGCGUGGUUCGGGAAGGCAACCAGCCCAUGAAGAUGGUCAAGCAACGUGCUGUCACUAUUGGUCGCAAGCGGGAAAUGGAAGUUGCACUUGAGAAAGCAAGAACAGAUGCCCACGGUGGAGAUGGCCAGGAGGACAUGCAAGGCCUAUACGCAAGGUCUCAGACGGAGCUCUACCAGCCCAAGCCAGUCGUUGACGGAAAAGUCCCUAAGAACGAUUUUGGGAACAUUGAUCUGUAUGUUCCGUCAAUGCUCCCUGAGGGCAGCGUUCAUAUUCCGUUUAAAGGCGUUGCCAAAGUGGCCAAGCGCCUUGGCUUUGACUAUGCAGAAGCAGUGACUGGUUUUGAAUUCAGGAAGCGGAGAGCUAUCCCAAUAAUUGAGGGAAUUGUUGUGGCCGAGGAGAACGAAACUAUCAUAGUGGAGGCUUAUCUGGAAGCUGAAAAUGAUGCAGAGGAGAAAGCUCGUGUCAAACGUUUGGAUCAAGUUCACAAGCGCUGGAUACGUCUCGUGCAAGGGCUUCGGAUACGAGAUCGCCUUCGCAAGCAAUACGCAUCCGAUCAGGGUGACGCAACGGCGCAGCAUUGGUUGGAUACACAGAAUGCUGAGGCACAUGAAGGCGAGGAACAACCAGGAGGGUACCUCACUACCGCGGACGAUGUUGUAAGGCCAUUUCAUCUCCCAAAAAAUCAGCACGCCGUUUUGCCUUCGUCCUUACUCUCUUCGACCACCGGUGGCGAUUGCGCCGAAAUCGAUGAGGCUGUACCCGAGCAUAGUGGUGCUGCCGUGUCUUAUACACAUCCCCGCGAUUCGCCGCUUCAUUUCGCGGAAGAUGUGGAGAUGGGAGAGGCAUCUACUGAAGUGCCUUCUCGGCGGAGUAACGCAGUGCCAAAAUCCAUGCGCGAGCUGGCUGAAGACGACCUGAGGAGACAGGCCUCGGAGAUCGUCGCUCCUGAUGAGCCUGAACGUCGGUCGAGUACUACUCCCGCUGAGAGGACAGUGAGAGGCGGGCGAACGAAGGCACUAAUGAAGAGCGGUACUAAUACCCCUUCUACUCGCAACUCGUCUGUAAAGCGGAAAAAUGGAAAGAAGCGGAUCAGAGAAGACACCGACAGCGCAUCAGAGGACGAUCAUAGAUUCGACAGUGUAGCUUCUACACGUGACGGGAAUUCUAGCAAGGGAACCCCAAAUCUGACACCCGGCAGAGUCCUGCGGCCUCGCCCGCAGAAGAACGCUGCUAAAUUGCGUGAGGAAGCCGAGUUGGAGCGAGCGUUUAGAAGAGCGAUAGCAGAGUAGAUCUAUUAGAGGGGCUUCUCUGUACUUUAUAGCUUUAUGAUUUAU
Suillus paluster is the source of this 2883-nucleotide messenger RNA. RefSeq names its product Rad4-domain-containing protein. Gene Ontology annotation, cellular component: XPC complex; nucleus; cytoplasm. Gene Ontology annotation, molecular function: single-stranded DNA binding; damaged DNA binding. The record is from RefSeq and is a predicted model, not a curated record. Lineage: Eukaryota; Fungi; Basidiomycota; Agaricomycetes; Boletales; Suillaceae. The transcript is spliced from 11 exons. Gene Ontology annotation, biological process: mismatch repair; nucleotide-excision repair. The coding region runs from base 1 to 2838 and encodes 945 amino acids.